Messenger RNA from Copidosoma floridanum, 897 nucleotides. RefSeq lists its product as uncharacterized. Gene Ontology annotation, biological process: regulation of transcription by RNA polymerase II. Gene Ontology annotation, molecular function: DNA-binding transcription factor activity; RNA polymerase II cis-regulatory region sequence-specific DNA binding. Lineage: Eukaryota; Metazoa; Arthropoda; Insecta; Hymenoptera; Encyrtidae. The record is from RefSeq and is a predicted model, not a curated record.
AUGACACCAAUGACACCUGCAACGAAAGAUUAUAAGCACGAGCGACCGUUUCAAUGCGACCAUUGUCGUAAGUCUUUUUCUUCCAAAUAUAAUUUAAGAAGACACAUGAACGUUCACUUCGGCGUGAAUCCGUAUGAAUGUAAAAUCUGCAAUAAAUCUUUUAUUCGUUUAAAUUGUUUAAAUAAGCAUAAUAGAAUUCAUACAGGCGAAAAGCCACAUAAAUGUAAAAUUUGCGGCAAAUCUUUUACUUUUAUUAGUCGGUGGCAAACACACAUUCGUACUCAUACAAGCGAAAAGCUAUAUAAAUGUGAAAUCUGUGACAAAUCUUUUAAUGGGUCAAAUCAUCUAAAAACCCACAUGCGUAUCCAUACAGGAGAAAAGCCAUAUAAAUGUGAAACCUGCGGCAAAUGUUUUGUUCAAUCAAAUCAUCUAAACGUACAUGCUCGUAUCCACACAGGCGAAAAGCCAUAUAAAUGUGAAACCUGUGGCAAAUGUUUUGUUCAAUCAAAUCAUCUAAACGUACAUGCUCGUAUCCACACAGGAGAAAAGCCAUAUAAAUGUAACAUUUGCGACAAAUUUUUUGGUGAAUUGAGUUGUCUUAAAAUACACGCUUAUACCCAUACAAGUGAAAAACCAUAUAAAUGUAAAAUUUGCGACAAAUCUUUUGCUCAGCUUUGUCGGUUGCAACAACACACUCGUACUCAUACAGGCGAAAAGCCUUAUCAAUGUAAAAUCUGCGAUAAAUUUUUUAAUGAAUUUUCUACUCUAAAAAGGCAUGUUUACUUCCAUACUGGCGAGCGACCCUUUAAAUGUCAAGAUUGUAAUAAGUCUUUUGCUCUAAAACACACUUUGAAAAAACACAUUCGAACCCAUACAGAGGAUAAACUACGUAAAUGA